AACGACUCCUCCCUCAGAUUCACACACACACACACGCUCGCAGGCACGCACAUUCUCAGUGAACUCCGCGCGCGGCUCUCUCGUCAGUCUCGCGCUCAGCGCGUGUGGAGAAACAGGAGCGCUGGACCUGAAGGAGUGAUGUGAUUUAGUUCUGCUCUUCUUUAAGAGGAACCAACACUUCGAGAGGAGACACGACAGUGAGAGAACCGAACCGAGCUGUCGAUCAGAACAGUUCCCGUGUGCGCGAGACACGCGCCGGACGCGGAGCGAUGGAUUCCUCAGCUCAGCGCUCGCGAGGAAACACAGAUGCGCUUUGGACUGGUGGCCACACCUCGUCCUUGAACGCCCAACUCGAAGAGGCCGCCAAUGCUUGACUCGCCAUUGUGACUAAACAGAAACCGUAGCCUCUUCGACACUAACCCGCAAUCGACCGCCGUUUAUCCUUUCUGUCUCUUGCAACCCUCUUCAUGGCCAACCUCCUGAGCUAUGUGCUGUUCCUGGUGCUCCGGACGUACGCCGCCCCGCCAGAGUACAUCCAAGUGUGGCCCGGCGGGUCGACGCCGGCCCCGGGAGAUGCGGACAACGAGACGGUCACCCCUUCUUUGGUCCCUCCUCCAGGAACCAGCAAGCACAAGCCUCACAGCAUCAUCAUCGGCGUCCGAAAAGGAGGCACAAGAGCGUUGCUCGAGAUGCUGGAUAUCCAUCCCGAAGUGGCGGCGGCCGCCACCGAAGUUCACUUCUUCGACUGGGACGAGAAUUACGCCAAAGGCUUCGAGUGGUACCGCGAGCAAAUGCCGUAUUCGUACCCUAAUCAGAUCACCGUGGAAAAGACGCCGGGGUAUUUCACGUCUGCCGUUGCGCCUGCGCGGAUUCACGCUAUGAACUCUUCCAUCAGACUCUUGCUGAUCUUGAGAGACCCUACGGAGAGGGUCAUCUCGGACUACACACAAGUCUACUUCAACCGUCUGGAGAACCACAAGCCCGUGCAGGCCAUCGAGAACAUGCUGGUCAAGAACGGCGCGCUGAACACACGCUACAAGGCGAUCCAACGCAGUCUUUAUGAUGUCCACAUGAGGAACUGGCUCCAGCACUUUCCACUGGAGCAGAUCCACAUUGUGGACGGGGACACGCUGAUCCACGACCCCCUACCGGAGCUCCAGCGAGUCGAACGCUUCUUGGAUCUGCCGCCUCGGAUCGUGGCGUCCAACUUCUAUUUUAACCAGACCAAAGGCUUCUACUGCAUUCGCAGUGAUGGCCACGAGAGAUGCCUGCAUGAGUCAAAAGGACGUCCGCACCCUCCUGUUAACAGCACCGUGCUGCGUCAGCUGCGCUUGUACUUGCGCCAACACAAUCGGAACUUCUACCGGCUUAUAGGACGUACCUUUAACUGGCAGUAGUGGGAGGGUCUGGAACACGCAUUCUGACCAAUCACAGCCCAGCUGAGUGGCUGAUUGAUAGCUGAUGGACCGUACAAACUGACUUCAGAACAAUCACGUUUUCAAUCUGACGAGUAUGAUAUUAAAACAGUGACUGUGAGAGGAUCUUUGCUGUCAAGUGUCUUUGUCGUAACUAAGUUACCUGAGACAAAUCUGGUGAACACUGAAUCAUUUUUUUUUUUUCUCUUUUUCUCUGUUUGUUUGAUAUUCUUGUACUUGAUAAUAAAUGGUUCUGCUUCCAAAAAUA
This is a messenger RNA of Megalobrama amblycephala (Wuchang bream), 1683 nucleotides long. RefSeq names its product heparan sulfate (glucosamine) 3-O-sulfotransferase 1-like1 (gene hs3st1l1). The coding region runs from base 468 to 1397 and encodes 309 amino acids. NCBI's taxonomy places the organism in Eukaryota, Metazoa, Chordata, Actinopteri, Cypriniformes, Xenocyprididae. The transcript has 2 exons. Gene Ontology annotation, molecular function: [heparan sulfate]-glucosamine 3-sulfotransferase activity. The record is from RefSeq and is a predicted model, not a curated record.